UUAUCAUGCAGGUUGUGGACCUUAACUUCACAUCUCUGUUUGGCUGUCAGAGGAAUCAGUCAUGGGACCGUUGCUACCGAUCCUUCUUGGCUUUCUUGCCGCUCUGAUUGGAGGGCUGUACGUUCUUGGGGUGUUUCGACAGCGGCGACCAGGAGAACCCCCUUUGGAUAAGGGGCUGAUACCCUGGCUGGGUCAUGUCUUAGAGUUUCGCAGGAACACAUUAAAGUUCCUACAGAGGAUGAAGCAAAAGCAUGGUGAUGUGUUUACAGUACAGCUGGGAGGGUUUUAUUUUACGUUUCUGCAGGACCCUCUAUCGUUUGGGGCAUUUGUUAAGGAGAGUCGAGAAAAACUGGACUUUACUGAGUUUGCUAAGCAUUUGGUGCGCAGAGUGUUUGGUUACAAAUCUGUAGAAGGUGUUCACCAGAUUCUCCAGAUGUCCAGCAACAAGCACCUCAAGGGGGAUGGCCUGGAAGUAAUGACACAAGCCAUGAUGAAGAAUUUGCAGAACCUGAUGUUGUACAACAUCGGCUCAGCUGCAGACCAAAGAACUUGGAUGGAGGAUGGACUGUUUAUGUACAGCUACAAUAUUGUUUUUAGGGCUGGCUACCUAUCUCUGUAUGGCAAUGAGCCACACAAGUCAGAAGGAAAUGAAGAGAAAGACAGAGCAGAGUCAGACGCCUUAUUUCGCGAGUUUCGUAAAUAUGACCAACUCUUUCCCAACCUGGCUUACGGGGUCCUGACACCAAGGGAAAGACUGGAAGUGAAGAGGCUACUGAGAUCCUUCUGGAACACUCUGUCAGUGCAGAAAGUGAGGACCAAGGACAACAUCAGUCGCUGGAUUUGGGACAUACAGCAGACCAAACAGGAGCUGGGUAUGACUGAGUCAAUGAUAACCAGGUACAUGUUUGUACUUCUUUGGGCCUCUCAGGGCAACACAGGGCCCUCUGCAUUCUGGGUGCUCCUCUUCCUCAUGAAACACCCAGAAGCCAUGACAGCAGUGAAGGAAGAGGUAGAUAAUGUUCUGAAGGAAUUUGGUCAACAAGUCAAACGUGAUGGUCCUCUAAUUAACCUGACGCGUGAGAUGCUGAUGAAAACACCAAUCCUGGACAGUGCUGUGGAAGAGACCCUCCGACUCACUGCUGCACCCCUGCUCACCAGAGCAGUGCUUCAGGAUAUGACUGUCAAGAUGGCAGAUGGGCGUGAGUACUUCAUUCGCAAAGGUGACAGAAUGGCAGUCUUUCCUUACAUUGCUCACAUUGACCCAGAGAUCCACCCUGACCCACAUUCAUUCAAAUAUGACCGCUUCCUCAAUCCAAAUGGGAGCAAGAAAACUGAUUUUUACAAAGCAGGGAAGAAGAUGAAGUAUUACAGCAUGCCCUGGGGUGCUGGGGUCUCCAUGUGUCCUGGGCGUUUCUUUGCCACCAAUGAGCUGAAACAGUUUGCUUUCCUCAUGCUGGUUUAUUUUGAGUUUGAGCUGAAGAAUCCUGAUGAGAAGAUACCUGAGAUUGACUACAGGCGAUGGGGCUUUGGAUCGAUGCAGCCUGACAGAGACGUCCAGUUCCGAUACAGACUCAGAUAUUAAACCAAUUAUUUUCAUUUUUUUAUAAAAUAUCCUUGAUUUUGAUCACCCCUGUAAGCGUUGAUUUGAAAAUUGUUUUUUAAUCUUGAAAUCAGUGGUUUUUUUGAUAAGUUUUGUGUGAUAAGCACAUUCUGGAUGUGGCUUCAAAACUUAGGGCCCUGUUCAGGUUAUUCUGAUGCAUUGUACAUGCAUUUUCAUACAAAACUAAUUCUAAUUUUCAGGGAUUAGUUGAUUUAUGUUUCUGUUUUAUGUUUAUUUCAUUUAGACAAGGACAGUGCACAUUAAUGAACAUGAUCACUUAAGUCACAUAAAUGUGCCAGAUUUAGCCAUACAGGUAAAUUUUCAUCUGUAGUCCCUGGCAGGCUGAUGGUGUAAGUGUAUAUAAGAAAAAGACAAAAUAACAUACAAAAGCAUAUAAGCACAGAUAAAAGCAGAUUGAUGACAUGUCCAUGGAAGGGCACCUGAGCACAGAGCAGCAUAUAACUAUAGACAAAAGCACAUAACAAGGCACAAAGGCAAAAUCAACACCUAAGCGCUGUUAAUAUAAACAAUGACCUAACCAUAUAACCUUAAAUAUUAAAACCUACUAUACAAAAGUACAGCAUAAAACACAACAUAGACCAAAGCACAUAGCCACAAACAAACACAAGAGCAAAAAACUUAAGCAAGGACAACAGCACACAAACACAAUUAGCAAGACAGUGACAUCACCAUAAAACCAAAGCACAUUAAGAAAAACGUACUAUACGAAAGUCUGUUGUUGUCUGUCCCAACAGACAGUAAUGAAAUAAGGAUAUACCCACUAAAGAAGAAUAGCUUUAGAUACUAACAUUUUGAGUUGAGUUGUAGACUAGUUGACAUUGCUUGUUACAUCCCAUUACAUGUGUAAAUGUAUAAAUGUAUAAAAAAAAAAAAGUAGCAGAGAUGCCAAUGCUUUGUUAAUAUUUUACAUGCAUAUAUGUUAAAUAGUCAUGAUGGUAGUUUUGCUUGAAUCAUUUGUUGAGCAAAGGAACAUCUUUGUGUAAUGUUCUGUUUGUGAAAUCAAAGAAGGUAGGUGUUAUCUAGCGUCUGUCUCAUGUUUGUGUGAUAAUCAGUUGAUCAGAUUGGACUGGUUAUACUAGAUGAUUGAUCAGGAACUCUUUGUCCCAUGACUUGUUUUGUUUUUGUUUUAAAUGUUGCAAUAAUGCUUGUCUGUUCCAGGGUUUUUUUUGCAACCUGUAAUAAAGUCUUCAUUUGACCAAGUUCCACUAAAGAUCACA
Molecule: messenger RNA, 2838 nt
Organism: Epinephelus fuscoguttatus (brown-marbled grouper)
Lineage: Eukaryota; Metazoa; Chordata; Actinopteri; Perciformes; Serranidae
Product: 7-alpha-hydroxycholest-4-en-3-one 12-alpha-hydroxylase-like
Exons: 1
Coding region: 62-1582 (506 amino acids)
Molecular function (GO): heme binding; iron ion binding; sterol 12-alpha-hydroxylase activity
Source: RefSeq, a predicted model, not a curated record